Messenger RNA from Capronia epimyces CBS 606.96, 1470 nucleotides. RefSeq lists its product as uncharacterized. Lineage: Eukaryota; Fungi; Ascomycota; Eurotiomycetes; Chaetothyriales; Herpotrichiellaceae. The transcript has a single exon. Gene Ontology annotation, biological process: proteolysis. The coding region runs from base 1 to 1470 and encodes 489 amino acids. Gene Ontology annotation, molecular function: aspartic-type endopeptidase activity. The record is from RefSeq and is a predicted model, not a curated record.
AUGAGAUCCUCUAUUGCUGCUGUCGUUGCCCUCGCCGCAUUCACCACUCCUCUAAUAUCCGCCAUCCGUCUGGCUCCUCGCUCCGCAGCCCCAAGUGUCCUCAGCCUGCCCAUCGAAAGGAGAGCCCCCAAAGACAUCCUCGCGCACGACCGGUCCCGCCUGAGAAAAAGAGCAGGCACCGUCGAGCAGACGUUAGACAACGAACAGAGUUUGUAUUAUGCGAAUGUCACUCUCGGCACGCCUCAGCAAUCUAUUCAGUUACACAUCGACACAGGCAGUUCGGAUUUGUGGGUGAACACGGCCAAUUCCUCCUUCUGUUCCUCCCGCUCUGGUCCUUGCGAAGGCGGCACCUACGACCCCACCGCUUCCUCCACCUACAAGCUGAUCAACGAAGACUUCAACAUUUCAUAUGUCGACGAUUCAGGCGCCUCCGGAGACUAUGUCGCCGACACCCUCCACUUUGGCGGGGUGGCCUUGACUGACUUCCAAUUUGGCAUCGGCGAGGUCUCCAGCUCCCAAGAGGGCGUCCUGGGCAUUGGCUAUGUCUCCAACGAGGUCCAAGUCAAUCGUGCAGGUCUUGAUUCCUACCCCAACCUGCCCGAAGCCCUGGUCAAUGCCGGCAAGAUCGCCUCCAAUGCCUACAGUCUGUGGCUAAAUGAUUUGGACGCCUCGACGGGUCAGAUUCUCUUCGGCGGUGUCAACACAGCCAAGUACGAAGGGGACCUAGCCACCGUACCCAUCAUUCAGAGCUACGGCGGCUAUUAUGAGCUCCUAGUCGCUUUGACAGGCGUGUCCAUUGCUGGCACCAACCUGUCAUCGUCCAGCGCCCUGCCAGCAGCCGUCCUUCUCGACUCUGGCGCCACACUCACCUACCUCCCCGACGACAUCGCCGAAGAGAUAUACAACCAAGUCUCAGCGGUCUAUUCGUCCAGCGUCGCCGCCGCUUACGCCGACUGCAGUUUGGCCUCGUCCAAUGCCACCCUUGACUUUACUUUCUCGGGCCAAACCAUCAAGGUCCCCUACGACGAGUUGUUUCUCGACGCCGGCACCAAUUCGAACGGGCAACCUUUGACCUUCCAGAACGGCGCCGAAGCCUGUCUCUUCGGCAUCGCCCCCGCCCAAGGAUCGACGCCUGUUCUGGGUGACACGUUCUUGCGUUCCGCGUAUGUCGUCUACGAUCUGGCCAACAACGAAAUCUCUUUGGCCCAAACAGUCUUCAACUCGACUACCGACGAUAUCCAAGAAAUCUCAAAGGGAUCGGACUCUGUUCCCAAUGCCACCCCGGUUGCGAAUCCCGUUACAAACGUUGCAGCCGGCACUGGUGGCGCACGCCUCGGCGGUGCCACAGCCACCGUUACAGGGUUUGCCAACUCUGCGGGCAAUUCGGCACCAUGGGGCAAGGGCACCGCCCACGGCGCAGCGCUAGGAACCGUCCUUGCUGCUCUUGCUGGGGUCGCUGCGGUGCUGUAG